This is a messenger RNA of Camellia sinensis, 507 nucleotides long. NCBI's taxonomy places the organism in Eukaryota, Viridiplantae, Streptophyta, Magnoliopsida, Ericales, Theaceae. The record is from RefSeq and is a predicted model, not a curated record.
AUGACGUUUGGCCAAAGCGGAAAACUAUUACCUAGGUUCAUCAAUCCCUAUGACAUCAUUGAACGGAUUGGAGAAGUUGCAUAUCGUCUUGCAUUGCCGCAACAACUCUCCGGAGUUCAUGAUGGGUUUCAUGUCUCUAUGCUUCGCAAAUAUGAAUCUGAUCCCUCUCAUGUGUUAGAUUGGACGGAGAUCGAAGGGGAUGAAGAUGUAUCUUAUGAAGAAAAACCAAUCCAAAUUUUAGAUACAACAGAGCAAGUUUUGAGAGGUAAAACAAUUUCAUUAGUUAAAGUAUUAUGGCACCUUCAUGGCAUUGAGAAAGAUACAUUGAAGCGUGAAGUUAAGCUUUUCCCUAACCAGAAAAAGGCUUUCGCGAGUCCUUUUUCCCCAGCAAAGGCAAUCCAGCAGGCCCACUCCUUCUCAAUGCAAUCUUUUGAGACAAGGAUGGCGUUGGCUGACAAGACUAGGGAUUUUACUGGUCUGCAAAAGACCAAUAAAAGCUUACAAUAA